CCAAUUGGCCUCUCCCCACCAUGUCUUUCCGGCCAGUGUUGCGCCCGCGGGCUGUGGCCCCAUUCGCUGCCACCCUCUUGGCUGGGGGUGUCGCUCUCUAUCCCCGUCAAACCGCAUGGGCUGAAGAACCCCAGGACCUGAGAAAGCCCAUUUACGAUGACUUCCCCACCGAGACUCCGGAGCUCCCCAAGACGCCCUCUGCUGUCGUGCCCCAGCCGUCCUCGCCUGCGCCCUCGUCGUCUCCGACUCCCACAGACAUUCUGACCGCCCAGAUCCGACAAGCCCGUCUCUUCCUCUACAACAACUCCCUGGCCGCCGAGAACUGCUUCAAUGACUUCCUGUCCCGGGCCCUUCACAUCGAAAACGCUUUCACCAACACCGUUGCCUCGCUGGCCCCGUCCCCGGAGUCCGGAGAGCGUCUGCUUCCCGGUGGAGUCUACGUCGUCGUUGCCGCCAUGGCCGGUUCGAUCGUGUCGCGCAACCGGGGCAUCUUCCUGCGCUCCGCCUCGCCGCUGGCCUUCGGUACGGUGGCCGCCUGGUCGCUUCUGCCCGUGACGAUGCGCAACGUUUCCGACCUGGCCUGGGAGUACGAGAAGAAGGUCCCCGCCGUGGCGGAACAGCACCUUCUGGUCCGGGAGAAGGCCGAGCACAUCUGGUACACGGGUAUUGCGCACAGCGGAAUGGCACGGGCCAUGAUGGAGGAGAAGAUCGGCGACACCCGGAAGAAGCUGGAGGAGCUGGUCAGCAAGGGCCAUUAGAGUGGCAGACAUUCCCUGUCUCGAUCCUUUCCUUGAUUUUCCUUUUCUUUUGCUUCUCUGCUCUGUAUUUGGUUGUUCUCCUUGAAGCGGAUACAAUUUGGAGCCCGUUGGUUGGUGUAGCGACCAUCCGGGCUUGGGAUGGGUUACGGUUUCCAUUUCAUAUGUGUGUGUAUUCUAAGUAGAUUCGAACGAACCGGUCCCGUGCUGUUCUA
Molecule: messenger RNA, 970 nt
Organism: Aspergillus steynii IBT 23096
Lineage: Eukaryota; Fungi; Ascomycota; Eurotiomycetes; Eurotiales; Aspergillaceae
Product: MICOS complex subunit MIC26/MIC27
Exons: 3
Coding region: 21-758 (245 amino acids)
Biological process (GO): cristae formation
Cellular component (GO): MICOS complex; mitochondrial crista junction
Source: RefSeq, a predicted model, not a curated record